GUUCCUUAACUAGUCUCGUAUCUCAUUGGUCUUUUUCUCGAUUCUUUCUUCAAAAAAAAAUGCAGAUGAAUAACAUCGCAAAACAACGUAAAACGGUGUCGCUCCCUGGAAAAAGCAUUAUGAAAGCAACUGUUUUCAUCGUCGCUUCUCUAUUCAUUUCAGCUACCCUCUUGCACUUCUUGGGCUAUCUCCAUUUUAAUGUUUUUGCAGGUUUCAAGCUAAUAACAAAGACAAAUGAACCCAAAUUCCCAUACCGAUGCGACGUCGCACAGAACCAAUCACAUCAAACUCAUCAUUACUCCCAUAAUAGCUUCUCGAGAUUAAAUCCAAACCGUUCACAACAAACCACGUGUCCUUCUUAUUUCCGUUGGAUCCACGAGGAUCUGCGGCCGUGGAAAGAAACGGGGAUAACUAGAAGGAUGGUCGAAGAAGCGAGCAGGACGGCGCAUUUUAGAUUGGUGAUCCGUAACGGGAAAGCGUACGUUAAGAGAUAUAAGAAGUCAAUCCAAACACGAGCUGAUUUUACUCUGUGGGGAAUCGUACAGUUGUUACGGUGGUACCCUGGGAAAUUACCUGAUCUUGAGCUCAUGUUCGACGCUGAUGAUCGUCCCGUCGUCCGAUCUGUUGACUUUAUAGGUCAACGAGACAAGGAAGCACCUCCAGUUUUCCGUUACUGUUCUGAUGACGCCAGCUUGGACAUUGUUUUUCCUGAUUGGUCCUUCUGGGGAUGGGCUGAAGUGAACGUAAAGCCAUGGGAAAAAUCGCUGGAGGCGAUAAAAGAAGGGAACAAUAUGACGCAAUGGGAGGAUCGCGUGGCGUAUGCUUAUUGGAGAGGCAAUCCUUAUGUUGAUCCUACGAGAGGAGAUCUUCUCAAGUGUAAUGUUUCUGAACAUGAAGACUGGAAUACUCGUCUGUAUGUUCAGGAUUGGGAUAAGGAAUCAAAAGAAGGGUUCAAGAACUCUAACCUAGAGAACCAGUGCACCCACAGAUACAAGAUAUAUAUAGAAGGAUGGGCAUGGUCGGUUAGUGAGAAAUACAUAAUGGCAUGCGACUCAAUGACUUUAUAUGUAAAACCAAGAUUCUAUGAUUUCUACAUACGAGGAAUGACGCCAUUACAACACUAUUGGCCAAUCAGAGACGAUUCCAAGUGUACUUCUCUCAAAUUCGCCGUACAUUGGGGGAAUACCAAUGUGCACAAGGCUCGUGAGAUAGGGGAGAUGGGGAGUAGAUUUAUAAGAGAGGAGGUGAAUAUGAAGUAUGUGUAUGACUACAUGUUUCAUUUACUGACAGAGUAUGCGAAGCUCUUGAAGUUCAAGCCGGAGGUUCCUUUCGAUGCGGAGGAGAUCACGCCGGAUAGUAUGGGAUGUCCAGCGACGGAGCGGUGGAGAGAUUUCAUGGCGGAGUCGAUGGUAAUGUCUCCAAGUGAAGAAUCACCUUGUGAGAUGCUUCCUCCUUAUGACCCUCUAGAAUUAAAAGAGGUGCUUGAGAGGAAAGCUAAUUUAACACGUCAAGUUGAGUUAUGGGAGGACCAAUACUUUCAAGAUCUUACCAAGAAACCAUAAAACUUUUUCUUUUCAUCAGUGAAUUUACGAGUUACAAACGAUAUUUGAUUAUAGAAAAUAAAUUAGGAUUUUCCUC
Messenger RNA from Capsella rubella, 1638 nucleotides. Its product is annotated as protein O-glucosyltransferase 1. Bases 60 to 1562 code for a protein of 500 amino acids. The transcript is spliced from 6 exons. The record is from RefSeq and is a predicted model, not a curated record. NCBI's taxonomy places the organism in Eukaryota, Viridiplantae, Streptophyta, Magnoliopsida, Brassicales, Brassicaceae.